UGCUUGUUCUUAUCAUUCCAUUAUAGGUAACUGUGGUUAAUCCUGCCAUGGAUGAAGCAUUGUCACUCUUGCAAAAAUUUGCCGUUGAUGUGCAAAAGGGAAAAAUAUUGAAAGAUAAACUACGUUUUGGAGCUCCUUGGAGGCAUCCUCCAUGCAUAGACAAUCCUUCCCUGUGUUAUGAGUGGGCUAAGCUUCAACUAAUGGACUUUGUUCAGUCUCUUGUCAAUACAGAAUUUGGGAUUAAUUACCUAGCUGAUUGCAGCCUUGAGAUCCUGGAUGAUCCUUCCGCUGUUGCAUUGCUAGAGGUUGGUUUGCUGUAUGCUCAACGUGAUCCAUCCUUCAUGCGUCCCAUAUCUCGAGGCAUUCAGCGAUGCCUUGUGAGAUGGCUUGUCCAGGAGCGGAUGCAAAUGAGCAUUCAGAACUCACUGCGGUACCUCUGGCAGCGAGUUAUACGUGGCCGUAGCUAUCGUCAUUUGAUGUUAGAAGUGGGCUAUAAUAAAUAGAGCAUAUAGGU
This is a messenger RNA of Ilex paraguariensis (yerba mate), 514 nucleotides long. The record is from the annotation of a GenBank genome assembly. NCBI's taxonomy places the organism in Eukaryota, Viridiplantae, Streptophyta, Magnoliopsida, Aquifoliales, Aquifoliaceae.